AGAAAAAAAAAGAUAACUUUACAGAUUCUGCUCCAUAGGCUUACUUUGGGCUGCCUUUCCGCCCAGAGCUGGCACAUCUUCCAUCAAAACCAACUAUUCUGCAUCCGUCCAUCGAAUCUCUCACUCUCACUCCCCCCCUCUACCUCUUUUCCCUUUUCCUUCCCUCAUCCCCUUUCACUAUACUACUGUCUCUCUCUCUCUUUCUCCUUCUCUCCCUACGGUCAAUCUCUCCUUUCGUUUGGUUCCUUUCCUCGAUCCCCUUUCCAUUUUUAAUUGUCCUGUGGUGAUUCCCCUUACUUUCGUUUUCUUUAGUCCUUUUCCUUAUCGCAAGAGUCCUUUUUUUUCUUUUUGAAUCAUCGCGAAUUCGCCCUGGCUUCGGUCGUGAUAUUGCGCUCUUUCGUCCCGUGGUAGGCAGCGUCAAUCGCGCCUCCAGUCGUUGUCCUGGAGUUUCAUUCUCCCAGAUAAAUCUCGUUUCUCGCCUUUAUUUCGACUCUGGGUUGGCGGGAGAGCUUCCUUCCAUAUUUGAUUGCUAAUUAUGGCUCCUCCGCCGCGCUUGCGCAUUUUAUCAGUCGGCAGCAAUGCUAUCUCGGCUUUCCUGUCGUGGAGACUUCAGGCGACAACCUCCUGCGAUGUGACACUGGUCUGGAAAUCUGGUUACGAAGCAGUAUCCCAAUAUGGAGUAUCCUUCAAGUCGAAAGCUUUCGGCAAUGAGCGUUUUAAACCCCGUCACGUUGUUCGGACACCCGAAGAUGCUGCAUCUCGCGAGAAUGCAUUUGACUACGUUAUCUUAUGCGUCAAGGCACUUCCCGAUGUUUACGACCUGGCAGCCGUCAUCGAAUCCGUCGUUACCCCUCAACAUACGUGUAUUCUCGUAAACACGACGAACACACUAGGAGUAGAAUCACACUUGGAGCAGCGCUUUCCUACAAACGUCGUUCUUUCGCUUGUGUCAGGAGUGGAAAUCUCUCAGAUUGGAGCCAGCGAAUUUGAGCAUCUGAACUCAUCGGAGAUCUGGGUGGGUGCGACACAUAAACAGACCAGUAUUCCUUCCUCGAUUCAAAAUGAUAUGGCGGCUGCGCUGGCGAUGACACUGGCUUCUGGUCAAGUCGACUGCAAAGUAUCCGAAAACAUCAGACAGGAACAAUUCGAUCGUAUGAUAGGGCCUAUCGCUUUUUACCCCACCAGUGUAAUGUUCGAAACCUCCAACCACGCACAACUUCUCGAGAAGGUCGGAGUCCGCCAGCUUGUGUUGGAUAUCAUCGAGGAGCUUCUUCAGCUGGCACGUGCGAACGCGUGCUCUUUCCCAAGUGACUUCGCUCAGAAGACGAUCGAGACGAUGACCGCUAACGGUGCACCGAAUACGAUGUAUCAGGAUUUCCAGUCGCGCCGUCCCAUGGAAAUAGAGACGUAUCUUGGAUCUCCGGUCAAAUUGGCGACUGAAUCAGGUGUUCGUGUCCCGCGGAUCGAGACUCUCUAUGCAGUUCUUCAUCAUGUCAAUGCCAUGAAUUUGAGUAAGCCCCGGACAAAUGAAUCUCCCCCACCGGUACUGGCUCAACCACCACCACGGAUGUCUUCGGCACCUCCGCCGAGAGGUAUGAAUGGUCCUAUGCGUGGCGGUAGAACCCCCUCCGGAAUGAUGCCUAGACGCGGGCCUCCUCCACCGGGUAUGUCUAGGCCUCCGAGCGCACAGCCUCAAGCGGCCAGAAUGCCUCCUCGUGAUCCAUCAUUGGAAGGACUUGAGGAGUUCAGUCACCUCGUCAUGUAUGAUGACGCUGCUUCAGCCGCGGCUGUAGCCGCAGAGAAUGGGCUACCUCAGAACGGCACUAACGGCUAUCCUGAUAUGCCCCCUGGGCCUCCAUCUUCCGCAGCAGACCUGGCUUUAAGGGAACGAGAACUGGCGAUCCGACAGCGCGAAUUACAGAUUAGGGAGCAGGAAAUGGGCAUGCGUCGAGGAGGCCCUCGACGCCCUCCACCUCCGAGAUCAACGUUUGAUGAGGAGGACGAAGAUGAUUAUUUCGACCCAAUGGAUGCGUUACCCAUCCCAUCAAUCGAUCCGGACCAAGUGGAUAUGUUGAGUCUCACAUCACGACGGGCAAAGAAAUCGGCUCCUAGCGCCAGCCAAUUCCGUAAAAACCCCGAAAUCACUGUAAAUAACGGCGGCGGCGGUGGCAGCAGGCCCGGGUCGUCUUUCAGUCGAUACUUUGGAGGAAGGAAACGUACCAGCGAUAGGAUCAUGCAGGAAAUCCCUGGUCUUCACGAUUCUCUCAUGGACAAUCCUAUGAUGGCAUACUCAUCUAAUCGCUACGGAGCGGUUGACAGAAAUCAUAUUCAGGCGGGAUCGCGUGCCAACUCGCUGACAGCCAGCCGAAUGGGUGACUACCCGCCACAUCCUUAUCCAACGAGCAGGAGGAACAGCCAAUCUCCGGCGACUCCUCCGUAUGGCCCACUCGGCCCUCGAAUGGGCCGACCAUCAACCUCUCAAGAUCAAAGCUUAGGCCCACCGAGCGGUCCUCGAGGCGGCCAACCCUCGCCGCCCGGACACAUGCGGGCGCCGGUCCCUAGACACCCGCCUGGACAAGGUAAUGCGGUAGGUCCGCAGCAAGUUGAGCAACAUUAUGGGGUGAGCAACUCGUCUUUAGCCAAGGGCACUCCCAAGCAUAGAAGUCUGACCGGAAGUGCGAGCGCCAGCGCGGAGAGUGGUGAUAGCGGGGCCAGUGCGAAUAUUGAUUCGGAAACCUCGGCCCAUAGCAGCCAAAUUAGCUUGAAUACCCAACAAGCUGCGACGCCCGUUCGUUGA
Molecule: messenger RNA, 2797 nt
Organism: Aspergillus alliaceus
Lineage: Eukaryota; Fungi; Ascomycota; Eurotiomycetes; Eurotiales; Aspergillaceae
Product: ketopantoate reductase PanE/ApbA-domain-containing protein
Exons: 5
Coding region: 536-2797 (753 amino acids)
Cellular component (GO): cytoplasm
Molecular function (GO): oxidoreductase activity
Source: RefSeq, a predicted model, not a curated record